Pimephales promelas (fathead minnow) is the source of this 1653-nucleotide messenger RNA. RefSeq names its product histone H4. Gene Ontology annotation, molecular function: protein heterodimerization activity; structural constituent of chromatin; DNA binding. The record is from RefSeq and is a predicted model, not a curated record. Gene Ontology annotation, cellular component: nucleosome. Lineage: Eukaryota; Metazoa; Chordata; Actinopteri; Cypriniformes; Leuciscidae.
CUUAUAUUCGACUUAUUUCCACUACUAUAAGGCAUCAAAAGACUGAACUGGACUUGGAACUGCGUAACUGGUGACGUUUACUAGAACCGCCCAUGAAUGUGGUUUCAACUAGGUCCGCUAGCUGACUAUAAGUCCUUGUUCUCCAGUGGCGUUAUCUGUAUUCGGUUGUUUUGAGCUGAAGAGUAUUUGUCGACAUGUCUGGAAGAGGAAAAGGCGGGAAAGGACUCGGGAAAGGAGGCGCUAAGCGUCACCGAAAGGUUCUCCGCGAUAAUAUCCAGGGAAUCACUAAACCCGCUAUUCGUCGUCUUGCUCGACGUGGGGGUGUCAAGCGUAUUUCUGGCCUGAUCUAUGAAGAGACCCGCGGUGUGUUGAAGGUGUUUCUGGAGAACGUCAUCCGUGAUGCUGUGACUUACACUGAACACGCCAAGAGAAAGACCGUCACCGCCAUGGAUGUUGUGUACGCGCUGAAGCGACAGGGACGCACUCUGUACGGGUUCGGCGGUUAAGAGACUCACGAAGAAGAAAAACCCAACGGCUCUUUUAAGAGCCACCCACACUUGCACAUAAAGAACGAGUUUCUAGUUGUCUAGAUGUGUAGUAACGCAGUAAACUAAUGACUUGUCUAACAUGGAUAAAAAAAAAAAAACCCUGAUGUAAAUAACAAAAGAAUUGGACGAACUAAUUUACAUUUUCAUCUAGAAACGAUAGUGGAACACAAAUUACCAAACCAUCAAAUUAAGUUACCAUACCCAUUUUCACUCUGCCUGCUGGAUUCACUAUAACCUCAUCUUCCUAAUCAACAGCCAGCUGUGUUUUAUACCGUUUAUAGGUGUUACAGACAAUGUGUAGAUAAUAUGUGAAUUACUGAUCAUUACAGAUUCAAUAUUUAUUUAAUUCUAGCCCCUCCUUACAAAUAUAAUACAUUCGUAUUCCAACCUGGUUUGGCCUCAUGCGAUUCCAUUGUGGUGCUAUGUUGCAUUGAGGCAACACAGAUUGUUGAUAUUUCAUGAUAUAUAAUGAUAAAGAUUAAAUAUAAUGUAAAGUUCUUGAAAAUACUUCUUAACUUACUAGUGUAUAUGACUCAUAUUUUUGUGGGUGAUUAACUACGCAAAUUAUUUGAAAUUAACUUUUCAUUGGGGAAAAUAUGGAGACGUGCACAUGUGCUGAAACAAGACACAAAAUGGCCCCUGUGGGUCAUGUGACCACUACUUUGCACUUUCAUUGAUUGGUAUUUGAGUUCUUCUACCAUGAGAUAGCGAAGGUUAGGUCUCAUUUUAUGAAACAAACAAACCAACCAACAACCAAACCUACCAAUUAUAUUAGACCAUGUUUCCUGGAGGCAACACCAUACCAAGCAUAGAGGGUUAAGUGAUUUGAAUUUUUACUUUGCUAUAUUCACAGUUCUGCUUGUAGUUAAUUUAACAUCGUUAUAAAGACUCUCGAAAGUUAUUGCUCAUUGUUUGUUUUAUAUAAAUACUAUUUUUAAAUGUAGAUUACCGUAUAUAUGUAACGAAUCUUGUCGCUGUCAUGACUGGAUCUGGUCUCUCGCUCGUAUUCUGCGUUGUGAUUUGACCAAUUCGCUCAUUCGUUCUUCAUGCACUCAGAUGAACAGGAGUCAGUGGGCUCAAUUCCUCAAUAAAUUGCAAGGACACA